AUGGAAUAUUUUUUAAAAAAAAAAAAAGAUGUUUUAAAAGUUGUAAAUUAUGAAAAUGAUUUAAGCAAAUAUAUAAAUAUUUAUAAAAAUUGCGAAAAUAGUAUAUAUAUUAUUUAUUUGAAUAUAUAUGAAGAAUUUAAGAAAAGUUUAGAAAAUACAUUAUUUUCUGAAAGUGAUAGAAAAAAUGAAAACCUGAGAGACAUAGAAAAAAAAAUAAAAUUAAUUAUCGAAAAGAAACAGAUAAAUGAUAAUAAAGAUGAUAAAUCUAUUAAAAGAAGUAUUGAUUUGCUAAUUUAUCCAUGUAUUUGUGAAAUAAAUAAAAAUGAAAGUUAUUAUACUUGUUCCUGCUGCUCUGGUAGAAUUGUUAUAUUUGGUGAAGUCUACGAAAACGAUAAAGAUUCUGAGAAAAAUUUUCCAAAUUCUUUUGUAAACAAAGAAUUAGAUAACUAUGAAAAUAUUAAAGAUACUUUAAAAAAAAAGGACAAAGAAAAAGUAUUUUUUAAAUAUUUUAAAAAAAGUUAUUCAAUAAAUAAAAAGGAAGAAAAAAAAAAUAUUUCUGAUUAUGAAAAUAUUGACAACUUAAAAAGAAAAACUGCAAAUAAUUAUCAAUCUCCGUUUCAUUGUAAAGAAAAAAAAUUACACAAAAAAAAUGUUCAUAUAUUUUAUACGAGUCAUUCUCAUCAAAACUUAAAAUACGAUAUAGAUGAUAUAAGAAAAAUUUUAAUAGAAGAAAAUUUUACAAUUAAUUACGAUUUCUUAAGUAAAAGGAAUAAUAGUUUCCUAAAAGAUAAUAAAAUAACUACACAUAAUGAAAUAAGGAAAAAGUUAAAAACAAAAAAUUACAACAUUAAUAGUUUUAGCGAUGAUAAUAAUGUAAAAAAAUACGUAAAAAAUAAAAAGGAAAGCAACAAAAUUUAUAUAAAAUUAGAGCCAUUUAUUAUUCAUAUUAAAUGUAUUGAUUUAUUAAGUGCAUUAAAAUUAUUAAAAAUAGCUCAAUGCUCUGGUUUGAAACAAAGUGGAAUUUUAAACUUUGGUAAAAAUAUAACUGUAGCAAUAAGGGGAUCUGCAAGAAUGGAACAUUUUUUGGGUAAUUCUAUUGACAUAAAAGAAUAUAAUUUAUCCAGAUUAAUCUAUAUAUGUAAUAAUAAAAUGACUAAAAAUUUAGUACAACUUAUACAUUUUUAUGAAUGUUUUAAAAAAUUUAAUACACAAAAUAAUUACAAUUUUAAUCUUAAUAAUGAAAUAUUCUAUUUAGAACAUGAGAAGAAGAAUAAAGAAGAUAAAAAAGAUGUUAUGUGCACAGGAAAAGAUAAAGGAACAUAUGGAUUUAAAAAUAACAAUGAAGAAUAUAAGAUAAAUGUAAAAAAAAAAAGAAAAAAAGAAAUAAAUUUAAAUAAAUAUAAUAUAAAAUUAUCUAAAGAUAAUUAUAUAAUAAAUAAUAAUUUAAAUAUGGAUCAAAAUAAGAUAUUACAAUGGAAAAUUCUUACCAGUACAUGUGAUAUUCAUAAUUUUUUUGCGUGGGGCCAUGAUAUGUUCAUAUUUAAAAAUAAAAUUUAUUUAUUUGGAGGUUUUUCAAAAGGUGUACGAAAUAAUAAAUUGAAAAUUUAUGAUAUAAUGAAUAAAGAAUUUUUAAUAUACGACACUGAAUUACCUUCUUUAGCUUUUCAUACCUUUUUAAAUUUAGAUGAUAAAUUUGCAUUUAUAUUUGGUGGGAGAAAAAAUCCAAAAAAUUGCACAAAUAAAUUAUGGAUAUAUAAUAUCAAAAAUAAUUCCUGGAUACUAGCAGAAAACUGGGACAACUUAAAUGAUCACAAUAAUAUAAAAUCUUUACAAAAUAACAAACUAGGUCAUACAAAUGGAGAUGGGAAAUUUUAUUCAUAUGAAGAGAAUGAUUUUAAUUUCGAAAGGAAUGCACCAUGUUCAAGGUACAGACACUCUUGUGUAUUUGUGAAAAGAUAUUUAAAAAAAAAAAACAAUAUAUAUAUAUUUUAUAUAUAUGGUGGUGUUAAUGAUAAAAAUGAAAUUUUAAAUGAUAUAUGGGAAGGUAAAAUAAUUAUAAAUGAAAAAAGAAAUGAAGCUUUUGUUAAAUGGAAUAAGAAAAAUUGCUCCAAUACAAAUAAAACUUUUGGUAUCAAAAAUCACACCAUGAUUUAUAAUAAAAAAAAAAAUUACAUUUUCAUUAUUGGUGGAUAUAAAAUGCUUAAAAAUGAAAAUGAACAAGAAAAUAUUUCAAUUAAGGAAAAUGAGUGUAAUGCACAUAUUAAUUUUUCAAAUAGAAUUAUAAAUUUAAAUGAUAGAAAUAUGAAGUAUUUAUAUACCUAUGAUAUAAAAAACGAUAAUUUUUUUUUUAUUAAAUGCAAAGGAGAUGAACAAUUUUCUUACCCUUUAGAUAGAUUUUCCCAUUCCACUUGCUUAAUAGAUCAUAGUUUCUUUUUUUUAAUAGGAGGAUUAGACAUUCAUAAAGCAUUAAAUGACAUUUGGCUAUUUCAUAUAAAAAAUUAUAAAUGGUAUUAUUUGGGAAAUUUUUCGUUUCAGAAUAUGUAUAUAAGGUCAAAAGUCGUUAGUGAAAAUAAUUUUGUCUAUGUUAUUGGUGGGGGAUGUACCAUUUUCACUUUUGGAAGUUUUUUCGAUUUACCUAUUUAUGCAGAUUGCACAAAAGUUAUAAACUUUUAUAAAAAUUGUAAUAAUUUUUUAGAGGAUUCAGAAGGUAAAGAAUUGUUUACAAAGAAAAAUGUAAAUAGUAGUGGGAAAUUGAUGAAUGCAAAUGAGGAUAAAAAGUUAUCUAUAGAAUAUAAAAAAAAUGAGUAUAAUAAAAAUAGUGAAAAUUAUUUAAACACUAAAGAAUCUAUUGUACAAAAAAAAGAAGAUUGUGCAUAUAUAAAAGAAAGUAGAAGUUUUAGUGAAGAAAAAAAAAGCAUAAGUUUUAUUAAAAAACCAAUUUCUUAUCAAAACAUUGGAAACAACUUUCAAGAAGAUGAAAUUGAUAAUAAAAGUAAGUUCAUGAAUUAUUAUUUUUUUCAAAAGGAUGGGAAAAAAAAAAAAAAUAAUAACACUAAAGUUCAUUCUAAUACAUCAUUAGAUCAUAAAAGCAUCAAAUCAUUAUAUAUUUUUGUAAAAAAUAAGAUAUUUGUUAAAGAAAUAAAAAUAUUUUUAGAAAGUAUAGGAAAUUUUGACAAUUCUCGAAAAAUUUAUUUCUCAAGAAAUUAUAUAAAUAAUAUAAUGGUUGAAGGUUAUUUUAUACCAGUUAAAAAGAAAUUUGAUAUAUAUGAAAAUUAUGAAUGUUUUAAAAGUGUUUCAGAUAAAAUUGAAGUAUGUGAGGACAGAGAAAUUUUUUACAUUGAAAAAAAUAUUGAAAAAAAUAGGGAAAAAAAUAGCUUUAAAAGUAAAUUAAGAAAUUUAUUUGAUAAUUUUGUAAAUAACAAUAUCAAAAAUUAUAUAAAUGAUUCGGAAAGACAGUUAAUAUUUAAAGCUUAUACAAAAUAUGAAAUAAUAGGAGAUAUUUUAAUAUUUCAUUACAUACACUUUGAAGCAAUAAUUAAGUUAUAUAAUAAAUAUAAAAAUUAUUUAAAAAAAGACAAACAAAAAAUUAAGAACAAUAAGUGCAAAAUAAGAAACAUGUUAUAUAGAUAUAAACUAAAAAAUAAAAGGUUAUCCCAUAUAUUAAAUAAAUAUAAAUAUAAACAUUUUAUAAAAGAAGUAGAACAUUUUUGGGUAUCCUUAAAAAACAUUUUUAAUUAUUCUGGAAGAAAAAGUGGAGAAUUAAAAAAAAGUAUAUAUCUAAAAAGAAAUAAUACUUUCAAAAAAUUGAUAAAUUUAUCAAGAAGAAAAGCAAAAAGAAUUAUUUUUUCUAAAAAAAGAGAACAAUUCAUGUUAAAAAAUUAUUUACAUAAAUAUUUUAUGAUAAAAGUGUGUUUACUUAAGAUGAAAAAUAAAGAAGAGAAGAAAAACAAAAUAAAUUCUAUUGCAAUAUAUAAAAAGGUUGAGGGAAAAUUAAGAAGAAAUAAAAUAUAUAUAGUAUGUGGAGACAAUUUAAAAACAGUGCACAUAGAAAAUAACGUUAUAUAUAAAUUAGAUUUAAGCAAAUGCAUGUUUUCUUCAGGAAAUGGUACUGAAAAGCAACGAAUAAAAAACAUUUAUUUAAGUGGCAAUAACUUUUUGCAAAAAGAAAAUGUUGUUGAUUUAUUUUGCGGUAUUGGGUAUUUUACUUUGCCUUUACUCAAAUUUAUAGGAGAUGAGAAAAUAAAUAAUUAUUUUGCAUGUGAUAUCAACCCAGAUUCUUUAAAAUUAUUAAAAGAGUCUAUCAAAUUAAAUAAAAUAAAAAAAAAAAACUUAUAUAUCAUAAAACAAAAUUCCUUUUCAAUUUCAAACAAUGUCAAUAUGAUACGAAAAUGUCAUAGGAUUAUUUUAGGUCUCUUGCCUGAAAGUUUAAAAGCAUGGAAUAAUGCAUUUAAUCUUUUAGAUAAUAAAAAUGGUGGUAUUUUACAUAUUCAUGGAAUAGGAAAAUAUUUUUUUAAUGAUAAUUUUUUAUCUAUAAUACGUACAUAUGAUUACAAAGAUAAAAUGAAAUUUCAGAAUUUACAUUUUGUUAAAAAUUUGACUAUAUCUGAGUUUAUGCAAAAUGACGAGAAUAAAAAAUGUAAUGAAAUGCACACCAAAACUGUACAAACAUAUUAUAAUAAUUACAAUAAAAAUAAAUUUAAAAAUUUAUAUUUGGGAAAUAAUAUUCCUGUUAAUUUAAAUUUUGCUCAAUUUACUUUAUUAGAAAUUUUUAAAAUAGCUUUAAAAGACUACAUUUUAAAUAGAACUAACUGGGUAAUAACUAUUUCAAAUGUUGAGAGAGUUAAAUCUUAUGCUCCAAAUAUAUACCAUUUUGUUGUUGAUAUUAAAUGUACUCCCGAAUUUAAGCACACUUUUUCAUAA
Messenger RNA from Plasmodium relictum, 4920 nucleotides. Its product is annotated as conserved Plasmodium protein, unknown function. The record is from RefSeq and is a predicted model, not a curated record. The coding region runs from base 1 to 4920 and encodes 1639 amino acids. Lineage: Eukaryota; Apicomplexa; Aconoidasida; Haemosporida; Plasmodiidae. Gene Ontology annotation, molecular function: tRNA methyltransferase activity; protein binding. Gene Ontology annotation, biological process: tRNA methylation. The transcript has a single exon. Gene Ontology annotation, cellular component: cytoplasm.